This is a messenger RNA of Xyrauchen texanus (razorback sucker), 4206 nucleotides long. Its product is annotated as EH domain-containing protein 4-like. Lineage: Eukaryota; Metazoa; Chordata; Actinopteri; Cypriniformes; Catostomidae. The record is from RefSeq and is a predicted model, not a curated record. The transcript is spliced from 6 exons. The coding region runs from base 167 to 1807 and encodes 546 amino acids. Gene Ontology annotation, cellular component: cytoplasm; plasma membrane. Gene Ontology annotation, biological process: endosomal transport; endocytosis. Gene Ontology annotation, molecular function: protein binding; calcium ion binding; GTP binding.
CUCACAACUGGACAGCACCCGCAGCUGGCAGAAGACGGGCUGGUGUCACGUCCUUAUAGACAUAUUUAAGAAAAAAAAAACAUUUGGCCGUUUAAAAUUCCUUGAGAGUAGAAAGUGGGAACUAAGUUUACACUACAUAUAAAAGAGCUUCGAGAGGAACGGUAACAUGUUCACUUGGGCAAAUAAGGAACAGGGUGGAAGGACCAAGGAGGGCGACAUGUUUCAGACAGUGACAGAAGGACUUCAGAGUCUUUAUUCCAAGAAACUGCUGCCGUUAGAGGAGACGUACCUCUUUCACGACUUCCACUCACCGGCGCUGGAGGAGGCAGACUUCCAUAGCAAACCCAUGGUCCUCCUGGUCGGACAGUAUUCCACUGGGAAAACCACAUUUAUAAGGUAUCUUCUGGAGCAGGAUUUUCCAGGGAUGCGAAUUGGCCCCGAACCAACGACAGAUGGAUUCAUUGCUGUUAUGUAUAAUGAGAACGAGGGAAUUGUUCCUGGAAAUGCCUUGGUUGUAGACCCCAAGAAACCUUUCCGGAAACUCAAUGCCUUUGGAAAUGCCUUCUUAAACAGGUUCAUCUGCUCGCAAAUGCCCAACCAAGUCCUGCAGAGCAUUAGCAUCAUUGACACCCCGGGGAUCUUGUCUGGUGAGAAGCAACGCCUAAGCAGAGGCUAUGAUUUCUCUGAAGUCCUGCGCUGGUUUGGAGAGCGAGUGGACCGUAUCAUCCUCCUCUUUGAUGCUCACAAGCUGGACAUAUCUGAUGAGUUUUCUGAAGCGAUCAGAGCUUUCCGUGGACAGGAUGACAAAAUCCGUGUGGUGCUGAACAAGGCUGACCAAGUGGACACUCAGCAGUUGAUGCGGGUUUAUGGUGCUCUGAUGUGGUCAUUGGGAAAGGUGAUCAACACACCAGAGGUGGUGAGGGUCUAUCUCGGCUCCUUUUGGCCCAAGCCUCUCCAGAACUCAGACAACCGCCGCCUGUUUGAAGCUGAAACACAGGAUCUCUUCAGAGACAUUCAAAAUCUGCCUCGAAACGCUGCCCUGCGCAAACUUAAUGACCUCAUCAAAAGAGCUCGUCUUGCCAAGGUGCAUGCUUACAUCAUUAGCUACUUGAAAAAGGAGAUGCCAUCCCUGUUUGGGAAAGAGAAGAAGAAGGAAGAGUUGAUUGCCCACCUGCCUGAGAUCUAUCAGAUUCUGCAGAGGGAGCACCACAUCUCACCUGGAGAUUUCCCUAAUGUCAUCAAAAUGCAGGAGCAACUCCAACACUACGACUUCAGUAAGUUCCCUUCAUUGAAGGUGAAGUUGAUUGAAUCUGUGGACAAGAUGUUGUCCACCAAGAUCUCAAGUUUGUUGAACAUGAUCCGAGAGGAAGAAAGCAAACGGCCAACUCAGAUGGUAAUGGGUGGAGCCUUUGAGGACUCUUCUGAAGGGCCUUUCGGCCAUGGCUAUGGUGAGGGUAUCAGUGCAGGGGCUGACACUGAGGACUGGAUCGUAAGCUGCGACAAGCAUCGUUAUGACGAGAUCUUUUACACCUUGAUGCCGAUUAAUGGGAAGGUUACUGGCAUCAAUGCCAAAAAGGAGAUGAUGAAUUCCCACUUGCCCAACACUGUACUAGGAAAGAUCUGGAAGCUUGCAGACUGUGAUAAGGACGGAAUGCUGGAUGAUGAAGAAUUUGCUCUAGCUCAGCACCUUAUUAAGCUCAAGCUAGAAGGAUUUGAGCUUCCAACUGACCUACCAAUUCACCUAGUGCCUCCAUCCCACAGGAAGAACCCCACUGGAGACAUAUUAUACAACCACCAGGAGGAUUGAUCACUUUACCCACCUGUGACCAUUUAUAGAGGUUCCUUCAUAUCUGCAUUGUUAUCAUCCAGCAGCACAGAGUGGCCUUGCAGUUAGAAUAUUAAAUUCUAAAGAAACUGUUGAAAGGGGUCAAGUUUUAUUGGUUAAGCCAUCUUUCACAUUCCACAAUGCAUUUGACUGUUGAAAUUAAGUGUAGCUCUCACACAAUCAAAUAUGCCCAACUUCACAUUAAUAUGUUUUAGUUUAAAAACGCAUUUUUUUUCUGCAUUUACGCCUCUCAUCCACACUGAAAAAGGCAUUUUACUUCACCAUAAAUGGAGACUUUCGAAAAUGCUUUCUAUAACUGCAUAGCCUAUAUUUAGGAAAGUUAUGACAUUUGGAAACUGAAAAUGAACAUUUUCAAAGAAAUGGACAUUGCUUAAGUUGGAGAACGACACAGAUUUAUGACAGACAAUUUAUACAAAUUCAUAUUGCAGGCCAAAAAAUUAAAGGGUUACUUCUAUGUUUUAUUUCCUGUUUUUUUGUUAUUUGACUAUGUUUGCAGCUAGUUUGUUGCAGUUGUAGAUCAUUGUGCAAUGCUUAGAAUUUUUAAGGUAACAUUUCAACAAAUAUAACCUUUUUCAGGUGAUUGAUAAUGUGUAAAAACAACCAAACGUGAAAUCUACUUCUGUACAUGACACACUAUCACAAAGGGCACUGACAAAUUUAGCAUCCAUUUUACUCAGUUUGACACAGUAUAAAUGUAAAUCAGUAUCUGAUUUACCUAAUAUAUAAUUGUUAAUUUUGCAGCACAAUAUAGUUUAUUUUUGUCUAAAUUGUGAUUAAAACUUCUUGUUUGAAGUGGAAAAAUAAUUGCAUUAUCAUAAUUUUGAAUUGGGCGUUUUUGACCCCUUUUAUUAAUAUUUUGUUAUGCAGGGAAAUCGAGAACGAAUAUGUUUUAUAUGAUCCAAUUAAUAUUAUAAGUUUUAGAUAUGUUUUUUUUUUAGCUACAUAUUUUAUGGACUGAAUUGAAUUUCAUGACACUGACUGAAAUAACAUUAAAUUACCAUCAGUAUAUGUAUAUCGUCUGUUAUCGUCUGUAUAAUAUUUAUGUCUGACACUGCCAAGCACUCCAUUUAUAGGUUGUGAAGGAUUAUAAUGGUUUAUGUCAGCAAACACUUACAAUAAAAACAUCUUAAAAAACCAUUUUAUAUAUAUAUAUAUAUAUAUAUAUAUAUAUACACACACACACACACACACACACACACACACACACACACACACAUAUACUGGUGGCCAAAAGUUUGGAAUAAUGUACAGAUUUUUCUCUUAUGCAAAGAAAUGUAUACUUGUGUUCACCAAAGUGGCAUUCAACUGAUCACAAUGUAUAGUCAACACAUUAAUAAUGUAAAAAAUGAAUAUUACAAUUUGAAACCAUGUUCAGAACUUCUUAAACUACUUCAAAUAUUUCUUCAAUAAAAUCCUCCUCAUGCAGCAAUGACAGCUUUGCAGACCCUUGCCAUUCUAGCUGUCAGUUUGUCCAGAUACUCAGGUGUCAUUUCACCCCACACUUCCUGUAGCACUUGCCAUAGAUGUGAAUGUCUUGUCGGGCACUUCUCACACACCUUACAGUCUAACUGAUCCCACAAAAUCUCAAUGGGGUUAAGAUCCAUAACACUCUAAAAAUGAAACUCAACUCAAAAGUGUCUUUUUCUUUGCAAUUCUUCCCAUAAGGCCUGCCCCCCUGAGACUUUUCUUUACUUUUGUACAUUAAACUGGUGUUGAGCAGGUAGAAUUCAAUGAAUUUGUGGACAUGUGAGGCGUCUAUUUCUCAAACUAGAGACUCUUGUCCAGCACUUUAGUUUAGUUGUACAUCUGGCCUCCCAAAAUCUCUUUCUGUCCUUGUUAGAGCCAGUUGACCUUUGUCUUUGAAGACUGUAGUGUACACAUUUGUAUGAAAUCUUUAGUUUUUUGGCAAUUUCAAGCAUUGUGUGUCCUUCAUUCCUCAAAACAAUGAUUGACUGAUGAGUUUCUAGAGAGAGUUUCUUUUUGCCAUUUUUGACCUAAUAUUGUCCUUAAGACAUGCCAGUCUUUUGCAUACUGUGGCAACUCAAAAACAAAAACAAUGUUAAGCUUCAUUUAAUGAACCAAAUAGCUUCCAACUGUGGCCUGACUUUAUAGUACCAAAUUAUCAAUGAUUACUCAAGGAUAAGGUGUUGGAGUGAUGGCUGCUGUCAAAAAUGACUUUUUUCAAAUAGUGAUUGCGCUGUUGUGAUCAGUUGAAUGCCAAUUCCCUUACAAAACAGCGAAAUCUCUAAAUUAUUCCAAACUUUUGGCCGUGUGUGUGUGUAUGGAUGGAUGGAUGGAUGGGGGUGUGUGUGUGUGUGUGUGUGUGUGUGUGUGUGUGUGUGUGUGUGUGUGUGUAUAUA